UCUCACAGUGAACACUGUUCUCGGAUCCCAAAAAAGCCGACACAGAAAGCACCCAUUAGGAAUAUUAGAGAAAAAUUCCAAUAAAAUAAUUUAUAGUCUAGAUGACUUCAGAGGAACAAGAAGAGGUCUACACAGAGGAGGAGACUGACGAGGCCAUGUUCUUCAUCCGCGAGCACGCGCUUCCCAUGUCAGAGUUGCGCUAUGCCCUCAAGUAUGUCCGCAUUUUGCACGGAGAUCGAUACCAAAACGAUCAGAUAAUGCCAGCCCCGAUGCCCCAGAAUCCUGUGGCAGAGGUGGAGCCACCGCCUUUCGACUGGGAGGAUAAGGAGAACCAGCCUGUGGCCCGACACCUCUAAAAGUGUUAAAUGGUUUAUAAUGUUGUAUAGGAUUUGUGUUAAAUGCCUUUAGAUAUGUCGACAGAAAUGAGUAAACUCAUAAAAGGCAUUUGAUCGGGUUUAUUUUAUUUAUUUCAAUAGAUGUAUAGAUGUUAAUCUUAAUCUUAAUCUUAAUACGAAAAGAAGAAUCUAUUUAAAUUCAAUAGUAAUUGAUAUUUACU
Drosophila takahashii is the source of this 556-nucleotide messenger RNA. RefSeq lists its product as uncharacterized. NCBI's taxonomy places the organism in Eukaryota, Metazoa, Arthropoda, Insecta, Diptera, Drosophilidae. The record is from RefSeq and is a predicted model, not a curated record.